Molecule: messenger RNA, 1412 nt
Organism: Venturia canescens
Lineage: Eukaryota; Metazoa; Arthropoda; Insecta; Hymenoptera; Ichneumonidae
Gene: Csl4
Product: exosome component 1 Csl4
Exons: 6
Coding region: 406-1002 (198 amino acids)
Biological process (GO): RNA processing
Cellular component (GO): nuclear exosome (RNase complex); cytoplasm
Molecular function (GO): RNA binding
Source: RefSeq, a predicted model, not a curated record
GUGAAAUAACCCCUUGGCACUUGUUGAUGAGAGAGGACAUAACGUGAACUCACCUCAAAAUCAACGAACUCCACAAAUCUCUGGUCCCCACUCAAUCUUACGAGUCGAUGGUUCAUGUAUUGUCAACACUAAUUACACGAUGUAUAUGGAAGUUCGCUUGAUUGACAUCUGGAGAUGAAAUCCGGAAAUAUUACAGUGAGCGCUUCCUACGAACGCCUCUCUCGGUCUUUCUGCAAACUAGAAUUAUGUGUCAACUUUUGUAAAUCUAAGCACAAAAAUAAACAAGCAAAAAACACGUGUUUUAUAUUUAGCCGUGUACAUUUUUCGAAUUUGUGACGAAUAUUUAAUUAUUGACUUAUAUUAGUUUAAAUAUUAUUCUCCGUAGAUUUUUGAAGUUCAAAUAAAAUGGAGAAAGAUAAAGAACUUAUUAUUUGUGUUCCCGGACAACGAUUAUGCGUGUCAGACAAAGUGAACUUACCGGGACCAGGAACAUACGAACAGCAAGGUUAUAUUUAUUCAAAACUCGCUGGCACGGUAGAAUUGAUCAAGGACGAAAAUACAACGACGGUUGUUGUUCAUGGAAUGACGGAACAAACUAUAGUACCUGCACCUGGCGACAUUGUUACAGCUAUGGUUACUCUUGUUAAUCAAAGGUUUUGCAAAUGUACCAUGAAAUGUAUCGGUGAUGUCGUUUUAACUAGACCUUAUCGAGGAAUUUUGAGGAAAGAAGAUGUUCGAGCAACAGAAAAAGACAGAGUUGAACUGUACAAGUCUUUUAGACCCGGCGAUAUUAUUCUUGCCAGAGUUAUGCCAAUGACAGAAGCUCACACUUACCAGCUCAGUACAGCUGAAAAUGAAUUGGGAGUGGUAGUGGCUCACAGCGAAGAUGGAAUUUCGAUGGUACCUAUCAGUUGGACCGAGAUGCAAUGUCCAAAGACGUUGGUGAAGGAAUUUCGGAAAGUAGCAAAGGUGGUGCCGGAACAAAUGAUCACAGAACCAUAGAGCACAGAAUUUCAUUAGCUUUUGAGAAAAUUAACACUUCUCUUUUCUUUUUCCUUUGGAAAAGCUUUCGCGGAAUGGUCGAAAGUCGGAACAAAUGUUUUUUUUCUUCAUUUGGAAGGUUUGCUAGAUACAAAUUGUGACAAAAAUUCGUUUUCUAUGAAAAUUCUAUUUGCAGAAUAUUACAAUUCGCACUGUACAAUUUAUUACCACACGCCUCAUCCACUUUAACCGUUGUUUUAAUCAAGUAUAAAAGAACAUUAAAAUAAAUACGCUACGGUGCAUUGAGCAAAAAAUAUUACACUGUGCGCGUACCCACGAGACGAAUUACCAUGUAGCGAUUAUAAAAAUAACAAAAUUGAACGAACAAAAACGCAAAUGUGUUGCUUACAGCACGCAAAAUAUCUUUCAAA